This is a messenger RNA of Camellia sinensis, 2277 nucleotides long. The record is from RefSeq and is a predicted model, not a curated record. NCBI's taxonomy places the organism in Eukaryota, Viridiplantae, Streptophyta, Magnoliopsida, Ericales, Theaceae.
AUUGAUAACAAGCAGCUAGUCAAAAACCCAUCAGAGGAGUUCUGUCUUGGCAAAAAGACGAAGAAAGAAUUAAAAAAGGCAAUUGUCAUAUUCAAGGAGACAUUACAAGAUCCAUCUGAAGAUGGAGGGAAUGAACAAGCAGAAGGCAACACAGAAGAAUAUGAAGCCAGCAAUGCACAAGAACAUCAAGCAAGCAGCACAGAAGAACAAACCAGUGAAGAAAAUAAAGAAGAAGAUGAACAACAAGAAGAGAACAAGGAUGAAAGUGAUGAAGAAGAAAAUAAUGAGCAGAUGGACCAACAACAUGAUGAAGAAAGUGAUGAAGAAGAAAAUAAUGAGCAGAUGGACCAACAACAUGAUGAAGAAAGUGAUGAAGAAGAAAAUAAUGAGCAGAUGGACCAACAACAUGAUGAAGAAAGUGAUGAAGAAGAAAAUAAUGAGCAGAUGGACCAACAACAUGAUGAAGAAAGUGAUGAAGAAGAAAAUAAUGAGCAGAUGGACCAACAACAUGAUGAAGAAAGUGAUGAAGAAGAAAAUAAUGAGCAGAUGGACCAACAACAUGAUGAAGAAAGUGAUGAAGAAGAAAAUAAUGAGCAGAUGGACCAACAACAUGAUGAAGAAAGUGAUGAAGAAGAAAAUAAUGAGCAGAUGGACCAACAACAUGAUGAAGAAAGUGAUGAAGAAGAAAAUAAUGAGCAGAUGGACCAACAACAUGAUGAAGAAAGUGAUGAAGAAGAAAAUAAUGAGCAGAUGGACCAACAACAUGAUGAAGAAAGUGAUGAAGAAGAAAAUAAUGAGCAGAUGGACCAACAACAUGAUGAAGAAAGUGAUGAAGAAGAAAAUAAUGAGCAGAUGGACCAACAACAUGAUGAAGAAAGUGAUGAAGAAGAAAAUAAUGAGCAGAUGGACCAACAACAUGAUGAAGAAAGUGAUGAAGAAGAAAAUAAUGAGCAGAUGGACCAACAACAUGAUGAAGAAAGUGAUGAAGAAGAAAAUAAUGAGCAGAUGGACCAACAACAUGAUGAAGAAAGUGAUGAAGAAGAAAAUAAUGAGCAGAUGGACCAACAACAUGAUGAAGAAAGUGAUGAAGAAGAAAAUAAUGAGCAGAUGGACCAACAACAUGAUGAAGAAAGUGAUGAAGAAGAAAAUAAUGAGCAGAUGGACCAACAACAUGAUGAAGAAAGUGAUGAAGAAGAAAAUAAUGAGCAGAUGGACCAACAACAUGAUGAAGAAAGUGAUGAAGAAGAAAAUAAUGAGCAGAUGGACCAACAACAUGAUGAAGAAAGUGAUGAAGAAGAAAAUAAUGAGCAGAUGGACCAACAACAUGAUGAAGAAAGUGAUGAAGAAGAAAAUAAUGAGCAGAUGGACCAACAACAUGAUGAAGAAAGUGAUGAAGAAGAAAAUAAUGAGCAGAUGGACCAACAACAUGAUGAAGAAAGUGAUGAAGAAGAAAAUAAUGAGCAGAUGGACCAACAACAUGAUGAAGAAAGUGAUGAAGAAGAAAAUAAUGAGCAGAUGGACCAACAACAUGAUGAAGAAAGUGAUGAAGAAGAAAAUAAUGAGCAGAUGGACCAACAACAUGAUGAAGAAAGUGAUGAAGAAGAAAAUAAUGAGCAGAUGGACCAACAACAUGAUGAAGAAAGUGAUGAAGAAGAAAAUAAUGAGCAGAUGGACCAACAACAUGAUGAAGAAAGUGAUGAAGAAGAAAAUAAUGAGCAGAUGGACCAACAACAUGAUGAAGAAAGUGAUGAAGAAGAAAAUAAUGAGCAGAUGGACCAACAACAUGAUGAAGAAAGUGAUGAAGAAGAAAAUAAUGAGCAGAUGGACCAACAACAUGAUGAAGAAAGUGAUGAAGAAGAAAAUAAUGAGCAGAUGGACCAACAACAUGAUGAAGAAAGUGAUGAAGAAGAAAAUAAUGAGCAGAUGGACCAACAACAUGAUGAAGAAAGUGAUGAAGAAGAAAAUAAUGAGCAGAUGGACCAACAACAUGAUGAAGAAAGUGAUGAAGAAGAAAAUAAUGAGCAGAUGGACCAACAACAUGAUGAAGAAAGUGAUGAAGAAGAAAAUAAUGAGCAGAUGGACCAACAACAUGAUGAAGAAAGUGAUGAAGAAGAAAAUAAUGAGCAGAUGGACCAACAACAUGAUGAAGAAAGUGAUGAAGAAGAAAAUAAUGAGCAGAUGGACCAACAACAUGAUGAAGAAAGUGUCUUUACUUACAUGUGUGUUGUUCUAAAACUAGCAUUAGAAGACAUACUUCUGGUAAGCAAAGGUUUCUGA